AUGUCACAUGGGAUAGAGAAGACGCAGCAGCCUCCUCUCGCUCAUCUUGACCUUCUCACAAGAAUAGCACGGCUUGAGCAACAGUGGGCGGUGGAGCAAAGAAAGCAAUCGGGUAUGAGACAAACAGCCGAUCAACUUGGAGAUCAGACAUCUUCGUUCGGCGCCCAGAUGCCUGACCAUGCCCGUCCAGACAUUUUGUCGAGUGAUGCCGGCGCUCUGGUCAAUCAGAUCCUCCCAAUCGAAGUACCGACUUGGGAUACCAGCCAGGGCGACGAGCCUGAACCUGCUUCGCAUGAUCUUCCCACGACGGAUUUACCCAAUAUUGCUGACCAACAACCGCAGCAUUCUCAGGCUCCCAUUAGAUGCUCGUUCUACGACCGUGAACGCAUUCCUAUAUGUUGUACGCAAGAUUUAAGACUCUCAUUGAACCAUGAAGUUGAUGAUGGGGUGGGAGCCGUGAGAAUGGUAUUGCAGAGAUAUUUUGAACUGUUGAACCCCCACUAUCCUUGCUUGAACGAGUCUCAAAUGUUGGCCCAGUUUGAGGAAUAUGUUGGGGCAACCGACGCAUACCAGCCGAGCGUUGACACGGUCCGGUUUGGAGCACUGGUUCACCUCAUCAUCGCCUUGCUUGCGGUCUUACAAGAGUCGUGUCCCGACAGCGACGCGAUCCCUGGGUGGGCUCAUCAUGAGAAGGGAUCCCAUUUGCUCACGCACGCGGGGCUGUUGGCGGAAGGGAAUAUGGUCACAAUCCAAGCACUUAUGAUCAAGGCCACAUAUCUGCUAUAUGCCGAAAAGUACAAUGCCUCAUAUGAAGCGGUAGGUCAGGCGGUGAGGGUUUCUUACCUGAUCGGACUUCAUAAUCAAGGGGACAGGGAGGAAGACUUCAGCCCUUUCGAGAUCCACAUGCGGCAAAGGGUCUUCUGGUCUUUGUAUAUCCUGGAAAGGAACAUUUCUCUGGUUGUCGGUGUGCCCUAUCUGAUUCGAGACCUGGAAACAAGAGUCCAAGUGCCUUCUGCCGUCGACGACAGGGUUAUCGGGAGGACGGAACAACUACCUGAAGAAUCGCCGUUGUCUUCAUGUAUCCCUUACCUGUACUGCACGAUCAAAUGGGCGCGACUUAGCUCUGAAAUCUGGGAUCAUACAUUUUGCGCCAAUGCAACCAGGCCUGUGGAUGAAGAGUUUAUCGUCAUCAUGGACGCCCGCAUUGAGAACCUACGCGAUAGACUACCGCCGCAUCUGCAGUGGAAGAACCGAUCUAAAUUAGACGACAAAGAGGGAGAUGUGCCGGGAUUCGCUUUGCGCCAGGCCCGAAUCCUACAUCUGCGAUGUAACCAUCUGCGCCUACAGCUCCGGCGAGAAGACCUGCUAUCUUCUGAUUUCCGCUCUCGAGACCUUGUCACCUGUCUCGAGAUCGCACAGGAUACGGUUGACACAAUUCACGACUUUUGGUUCUCCUCGACGUCGGAAAAUCUACAACGAUAUUCGUGCGUGGUAUACGUCACUGGCGCUCUGAUUGCCUUGACCGGUAUACUACUCCAGCAAAAGUCUGACGAAGGGAGUCUUUGGAAGGCAUCGAAAUCCUUCCGGCGCGCCCUUCACGUCCUACAUGACAUAGCGCCCAGUCUACGCCUGGCACGAUUCAAUCUGAAAAAAAUGGAACGUGUGAUUGCGGCGGCCGAACGCAUCUGCCAGUCUGUGGAUGCCACUCAAUCAGCCAUUGAGGUUCCGUUGAUGCCAGGGGAGGGCACGGUAAACCGGAAAUUGCUUAAUGAUGCAGUCCCUUCCACGUCGAUGGACAUCAUGGAUGGCUUAAACUUUGGCUUUGGAGCGAUCGAGGACAGUCCUGUUCGCAUGAUGUUCACUCCAGCAUUUGAUGCACAUUACUGGGAUCCACAGCUCCUGGGCCUCUGA
Messenger RNA from Fonsecaea pedrosoi CBS 271.37, 1911 nucleotides. RefSeq lists its product as uncharacterized. The coding region runs from base 1 to 1911 and encodes 636 amino acids. Gene Ontology annotation, molecular function: zinc ion binding; RNA polymerase II cis-regulatory region sequence-specific DNA binding; DNA-binding transcription factor activity, RNA polymerase II-specific. Gene Ontology annotation, biological process: DNA-templated transcription; positive regulation of transcription from RNA polymerase II promoter by galactose. NCBI's taxonomy places the organism in Eukaryota, Fungi, Ascomycota, Eurotiomycetes, Chaetothyriales, Herpotrichiellaceae. The transcript is spliced from 3 exons. The record is from RefSeq and is a predicted model, not a curated record. Gene Ontology annotation, cellular component: nucleus.